AUGCAAUACAUUGAUGAUAUGUCAAGAGUUCGCUAGUUAGCAGAAUCAUGGUAAAAGAAAAAAUCUCUUAAAAUACUUAAAUCAAGACUAUCAAGUGCUUAAUAUCCACAAAGAACUCUUUCUAGAGUACCUCAUCUUAUUAGAAAUUAUAAUACUAUCGAAUAGAAUAUAUUUGCAGUAUCUAAAUUAAAUAAGACUGUUUCUGAAAUAUAUAAUUCUCCAAAAGAAGGCUAAAAAUAAAUAAAUUAAUCUUUUUCAGUUGAUGAAACAUUUUAUGAAUUUCCUUCGUAAUCAAAUACAAGAAAAGAAAACUAAAUGGUUGUUGAUAAAAUUUAAUAAAAGUUUUCAAUUUUUAAGUCAAAGAAAUAAUCUGCUAUAACAAAUAAAUAUUCAGUAUAACCCAAGGUAUCCUAAACAUUUUAAAGAUAAUCAAAAAGUGUUUAGAACUAAACUUAAUAAACGUUAAGUGAGACAAUAAAUAAUAAUUUUCUUGUUAAUUAAAGGACUGUUUUAAAAAAUGGUGUUCGAUAUCCUUAUUAAUUAUUGAUAAUGAAUAAUUCAAGACAAAAAAUAUUAAACAGUAUGAUUAAUUCAAAUGACACAACUUUAAUGACAAUAAGUAAUGCAAGUGAUUUGGAAGAAUUAAAAAAAAAGGAUUCCAAAAUUUAUCAAGAAGAAGGUAUUAAAUAAUAUAAUUAGAGUAAAGACUGUUUAAAAUGAAAAACGAAAAUAAGAGCUAUUAUCAAGAAAUCAUAUGACAAAUGCUAUGUACUCAUUAAUGGCUCUUAAUAGAAGAUCUCAAAGCAAUGUAAAAUCAAAAUAUUAGACAUUAUUACCAAAAGAUUCGAGAUUCUAUAUGAUUUGA
This is a messenger RNA of Paramecium sonneborni, 865 nucleotides long. Lineage: Eukaryota; Ciliophora; Oligohymenophorea; Peniculida; Parameciidae. The record is from the annotation of a GenBank genome assembly.